Molecule: messenger RNA, 1466 nt
Organism: Coccinella septempunctata (seven-spotted ladybird)
Lineage: Eukaryota; Metazoa; Arthropoda; Insecta; Coleoptera; Coccinellidae
Product: zinc finger protein 836-like
Exons: 5
Coding region: 145-1269 (374 amino acids)
Biological process (GO): regulation of transcription by RNA polymerase II
Cellular component (GO): nucleus
Source: RefSeq, a predicted model, not a curated record
UCUUUUUUAUUUGACAACAACUAACUGCUUAAAUGAUUGUUUGUUAUUUUAAAACUUUUGGAAGUUCACGAAUGGGAUGCAAAAUUCAGAUCUGAAACGCGGAUUUUCUGUAUUCUGAUAUUAAAAAUUUAUCACUUUGAUUCCAUGGAGGGUUCAGUUCAAAAUAUCAAUCGAAUGGAUAUUUCUUCCACAUAUGAUAGUGAUUCUUCAGUGUCAACAACGUAUUCGGAAUUUGCUGAAGAACCUCCGAAUAAAAAAUACAAGUGUACAUAUGAUGAUUGCGGAAAGUCUUUCUUCAGACCGAGCAAACUGGAAAAUCAUAAAAGAAUUCAUACCGGUGAGAAACCAUUCAAAUGUGAAAUUUCGAAUUGUGAAAAAUCUUAUCACAGGAAGGAUCUUCUGAAAAAGCACCAAGAGCAAAGUCAUUUCAAGAAUAUAAAAUAUAUAGUAUGCCCUGCUGAAGGAUGUGGACUUCGAAUGAGACAGAAUAGCUUUCAAAAACACAUGUUAAGGAAGCAUAAUGUCUUCCGCAGGUGGAAAUUUCAGUGUGAAGAAUGUGAUCAAGGAUUUCGAACCUCAAGUGAAUUGGCAAACCAUAUAAAUGAACAUUUCCCAAUAUUCAGAUGUGAAAUUUGCUUGAAGGAAUUCAAAAAAUUGCAUUUAUUCAGACGACAUGUGAAAUCUCAUAAGGAAUAUGAAUGUCUCUGUAAAGAAAAAUUUCAUGAUCAUUGUCUCUUCAGAACUCAUAAAAAAGACUGUGAAUUCACUAGGCCAACUUGCAACAUUUGCGAUAAAAAGUUUACAAAAAUCGGCAAUUUGAAGCAGCAUUUGGAGAUUUCCCAUGGGGCUAAAGAAGAAAUAUUCAAGUGCUCCUUUGAUGGGUGUACAAAAGAGUAUAAUCGUAAAAGCUCUCUGAAAUUACAUGUUGCAAAUAGUCACACUGAAAAGAACCAAGAUGAAGUUAAACUAGUCUGUAGUGUUUGUUCUCAAGUUCUGAAGAAUGAAGUUACUUUGUGGAGACACAUGAGAAACAUGCAUAUAAAUGAAAAUAGGAAAAUUAAGAAACCAAGAAAACCUAGAUCAGAUAAAAACAUUCCUAAAGUUCCAAUGCUAACAAUAUUGACAGGUAUUGAGACAGAAGAAAAGAAGAGUAGUCAAUGUACAAAUGUUGAAAAAGAACCUGAACCGUUAUUCUUUACUGUUAAGUUAGAACCUCAUUAUGAAGAGAAUGAGCAGGAGAAAAGUAUAGCUGAAUCAGGAAACAAAUGAAGAAAGAUAUUGAUUGUAAUUAUUCUAGAGCUUUAAUCAUCGUGCAAGAUACCAAAUGUGAGAAUAAAGUAUUUAAUUCCCCUUUUAUGAAGGGUGAAUAUUCAAUGUUUCCUAGAGUGCAAAAUAUAUCGACUAUUCCUUACUUAAGUGAGGAAUUUAUACUGAUUUGAUUUAGGAAUAAUAAAUAAUUUAUGUUU